Molecule: messenger RNA, 2248 nt
Organism: Chlamydomonas reinhardtii
Lineage: Eukaryota; Viridiplantae; Chlorophyta; Chlorophyceae; Chlamydomonadales; Chlamydomonadaceae
Exons: 14
Coding region: 383-2038 (551 amino acids)
Molecular function (GO): monooxygenase activity; iron ion binding; oxidoreductase activity, acting on paired donors, with incorporation or reduction of molecular oxygen
Source: RefSeq, a predicted model, not a curated record
CGAUAGCCUCUUCAGGUAUGUAGUUGAGCAGCCCACGAGCACUAAAGCUCUUUCCGCGACCGGGCAAACGUUCACUAUGGUGGCCUCGGCGAGUUGGCAGUUGGACCUGCUCGGCGCGCUUUCGGGAGCGCCCAGCCCCCAAAUGGCCGCUGCUGGGCUCGCGCUCCUGCUGGCGUCGCUGCUGAUAUACCUACUUGAUCCCAUUCAGCGUUGGCGCCUACGCAAGGUUCCAGGUCCUCCUGCGCGGCCGCUGCUGGGCUGCCUGCCGCAGCUGCGGGCGCAGCCCAUGCCUCUGUUCCUUCAGAGCUGCGCCCAGACCUACGGACCCGUGUUCAAGGUGGCUCUGGGCCGCAAAUGGGCCGUGGUGCUGGCGGAUGCGGAGAUGCAGCGACAGGUCGGCUUCAAGCUGAGGGCACACGCGCUCUUGGAUCCUGACUUCACCCGCGGACGGUACCACCGAGUCAUCCUCACCAACCUGUUCCGAGCCAACGGCUCCACCUGGCGGCAGCUGCGUGCCGCCUGGCAGCCUGCCUUCGCGCCUGCCAGCCUGGCCGGCUACCUCCCACUCAUGACCGGCUGCGCAGACCAGCUGGCUAGGCGGCUGGAGGCCAAGGCCACAGCCGCGGCCGGUGCCACAGCCUCCGGUGCUACAGCCGGCGGCGGCAGCAGUGUGGACAUGUGGCGUGAGCUGGGCGGCAUGACGCUGCAGGUGGUAGGCUCCACUGCAUAUGGGGUUGAUUUUCACUCCAUCAAUGAGGAGGACCAGGCUGGAUCUGGAUCUGGAUCUGGGUCUGCUAUUGCUACUGCCGGUGCUACAGCCGCCGCCAAGGGCCGUGGCGAUGACGGCUACGGCAAGCAGCUGGCGGCGGCGUGCGGCCAGAUCUUCCGAUACACAAGCAGCGCGCAUGGCAGCCCCUACCUGCGCGUGGCGAUGCUCUUCCCCGAGCUGCGGCGGCUGCUUGUUCCGCUGGCGCACACACUGCCCGACAAGCGAUUCGCCAUCCUGAUGCAGGCGCGCAACAGGCUGUCAGGCGCGGUGUUCCAGCUGAUGGACUCGUGGAAGCAACAGCACAUCGCCGCAGCAGGAUCCGGGGCUGCUGGCAAAGGAAGCAGCGGCAAGGCGGACGCGUGUCAACCCAGCACCAGCAGCCCUACCGCACACCCUCACACUGACUUCGACGCGGGCAGUGACGGCACUGGCUCGGCGCGGCAGAGCAGCAACGGCGUGGGGGCUGCUGCUACCAGCGGCCGCGGCGGUAUGGCUGGUGUGGCACCCGGGAGCUUCCUGGACCUCAUGCUUGGGCAUCGUCAAGGCGGGGGAAGCGGCAGCGGCGGAAAGAAGGCGGAGGGCGAGGAGGGUGUGGAGCACGCGCCCCUGACCGAUGAGCAGGUGGCGGGGCAGGUGCAGCUGUUCAUCUUGGCGGGCUACGAGACGACCGCCAACGCCCUCGCCUUUGCUGUGUACUGCAUUGCAACCCACCCCGAGGUGGAGUCUCGUCUGCUGCGUGAGGUGGAUGAUGUGCUGCCUGGGUCAGACCAGCUGCCCGGCGAGUCCGACCUGCCGCGCCUGGCCUACACGGAGGCGGUGGUGAACGAGGCGCUGCGGCUGUUCCCGCCCGCGCACCUCACCAGCCGCGUGGUGCCGCCCGGGGAGACGCUCACGGUUGGCGGAUUCAACAUCCCGGCUGGCAUUCCCAUUUUCCUACCCAUGUACAUUGCGCACCGCGACCCCGCCGUGUGGCCGCGAGCGGAUGUGUUCCUUCCCGAGCGCUUCCUGCACUCCUCUCCGCUGUACGAGUCACUGCAGCCGCGCGGCGCCGCCCAGCAGCACGCCCACGCGCCGUUCGGCUACGGCAGCCGCAUGUGCAUCGGCUACAAGUUCGCAAUGCAGGAGGCCAAGGUGGCCCUCGCCACACUGUACCGCCGGCUGACCUUCACGCUGGAGCCGGGCCAGCAGCCGCUGCAGGUGGAGGCGUCACUGACCAUGGCGCCGCGCGGCGGGCUGCGCGUGACGCCGGUGCCGCGGCGCAAGCUGUGAGGCGAAGGUGGCGGAGACGAGUGAAGAAAUGUGGGAUGCAGGACGUGUUGCGAGAGGGCGCCCGCUUUGGGGUCUGACAGCAUGAGGGCUUUAGAGGCCGGUCCGGGCGUAGCACGACGUUUAUGGCAGAAUGUUGGCAUGUUGUUUGUCGCCCUUCAGCAACUGCAAGAAUCUGUGGAGGUAGUACGGCAGGGGAACUAACGACUUGCA